CUUAGUCGUGAGAACGCGGUCUUUGGUUAACGAUGUGCAAUUCGUGAUGCGUGUAUGUGUGUAAGCGGGUGUGAUCGAUAGUUUGUAUAUGAUAAAGAUUCUUUUUUUAAUUUUUUUUACUUAUACUUCAGUUUGUUUCUCGAUAAGCGCCCGCGAGGGUGAAGUGAAAUAUUCGCGCGAGAAAAGAAGAUCGAACUGAGGAAAGACGCUGGUUGGUCAGAGUUAUCGACAUUUACGCGAGAGCGAAGGAGCAUGGCGUGCGGACUGUGGCGAGCCCUGUCCAGGCGACGUCAGGAUGACAUGGUGGAGAGCAAAAGCGAGCUCGCCCGGGUGCUCGGGCUCUUCGACCUGACAGCCCUAGGGGUCGGCUCGACUCUCGGGCUCGGGGUGUACGUGCUGGCGGGCAGCGUCGCUAAAAACACCACCGGACCUUCCGUCUGCAUAUCUUUUGCCAUUGCCGCGGUCGCCUCGGCUUUUGCGGGCAUGUGUUACGCCGAAUUCUCAUCGAGGGUGCCCAAGGCAGGCUCCGCCUACGUCUACAGUUACGUGACCGUGGGAGAAUUCAUAGCUUUUGUCAUUGGCUGGAAUUUAAUACUGGAGUACGUGAUUGGUACGGCGAGUAUGGCCAGGGGUAUAAGCAGCUACAUCGACGUGCUGACCAACAACACGAUACGAAACGCCCUGCAAUCGUCGAUGCCGAUAAACGUGCCGUUUCUGUCCAAGUAUCCCGAUUUCUUCGCCCUCGCGAUGGUCGCGCUGCUCACGAUUUUCCUCAGCAUCGGAGUCAAGGAGUCGUCGAUGCUGAAUAACGUCUUCACCACUGUCAAUUUGGUCACCAUAGCCAUCAUCAUCGUCACGGGUAUUGUCAAAGCGGACCCGAAAAACUGGUCGAUAGAUCCGUCAUUGGUGCCGUCGAACUUCACGAACGUCGGCACCGGGGGCUUCAUGCCCUUCGGCGUGAAGGGCAUCAUGAGAGGCGCGGCGAUCUGUUUCUACGGCUUCGUGGGCUUCGACGCGGUCGCGACCACAGGCGAGGAAGCCAAACGGCCCCAGCGCAACAUACCCCUCGCCAUCGUCAUCUCCCUGACCAUCAUAUUCUUCGCCUACUUUGGCGUAUCUACCGUGCUCACAAUGAUGUGGCCGUACUACGAUCAGGAUCCGGACGCGCCGUUUCCCUACGUGUACGACCGUAUCGGUUGGCCAACCGUCAAGUGGAUCGUCAACGUCGGGGCGGUGUUCGCCCUGUGCACCAGCUUGCUCGGCGCCAUGUUCCCCCUGCCCCGAGUUCUUUACGCAAUGGCCAGUGACGGGGUCAUCUUUAAAUUCCUCGCUGUAGUGCACCCAAGGACCAUGACACCUCUGCUCGGCACCAUGCUCUCGGGGAUUCUCACCGGUAUGCUAAAUCCUAGCGCGCUUACAUGUCCAUUAUUUUUGUACAACUCUGCGAGAGUUGACGAGAAGGAAAUUCCUCAUCUUCUCGCCUGUCAAAGGUACCAAAUGGAAGAGCUGCCGGCAAAAAUGUCCAUCGAUAUGGACAAACCAACGGCGGACCAGUACGCGAGCCCAAUGAGCUUUUUCAAGCAAAUUUUCAAUAUCCACAGCCAAAAGCAACCGAACGAAUUCACAACCCGCACGGCAAAAUACGGCGUUUUGUUUUUCAGCAUUGCCGUCUUCAUCGUCGGUCUACUACUGAACAGUUCCACGAUUUUCGUUGACGUUUUGCCGACAAUCGUGUUUGCGAUGGUAGUUCUACUGGCACUCCUCAUAGCCACCGCCAUUAGCAGGCAGCCCAUACAACAAAUCGAUUUGUCUUUCAAGGUCCCGUUGGUGCCGUUGAUACCCUGCCUCAGUAUCAUGAUAAACCUAUAUCUGAUGCUGCAACUGGACGUUUACACGUGGAUAAGAUUUUCCGCGUGGAUGAUAAUAGGAUUUUGCAUUUACUUCUUCUACGGUGUCAGCCACAGCGUGCAGGGCGAGCGGGAUCGAUUGAACGCAAAUAUCAUGACUCGAAAAUAGGUACAUCAUCAAAACUGUAACAAAGUGUUGGGCUCGUAACCAUGUGGGUGAUUCUGCCGUAAAAGGCCAAUUUCGUGUCCAGAGCUCAUGCCACUACAACAAACUUAAAUUUGAUGUUCAAAUUGCGUGAAGUUGUGUUGAAAGUGUUAAACCUACUUGGAGAAAACUUUCAAGCUGAUGCAUUGACUUCUCGAUGAGAUAAUUAAGAAAAUAUAAUAAAAAGUUCAUUUCCGUACCUUAUCCCAAUCUCAAUUUCGCACCUAAAAGCUCCUACUUGGAAAAAAAAGCUUUUCUUACAUAUCUUCGCACAUUAAUUUCAUCGAGAGUUUUCAUUAAAUGUAUCAAGUGUCCCACGAUUCGAACAAACGUGUCGGUUAUAGUGGAAACCGCUUUGAGAACCACACUGUUGCCACGUUUCGUAACACCUUUUCAUAGUCAAUUUUUUAAUCUCACAUCGUAAGAAGACAAACGCACAGGCCAAAGCUGUCAAAAAUUUCAACUUCUUUGAUCGAUACAUAUUUUAAUUUUCAAUUUUCGAGUGUACAAAAAUUUUGAUCGCUUCCGUCGACCGCCAGCACUCUGUUACUCACACAUAUAAUUAAAAAUUCUUUUCCUACCUCGGGCAUUUUUGAGAGUCGGGUGUGCCCUCGGUAGGAAAAAUAGGAUUUGCCGCAUAAGUGCCAUCGCUCCGCGGCUAUCUUACGUCGCAAAAUGGCCCUGUAAGGGAUGGCACUUAUCCGACUAAAGCUAUUUUCUUGAUACUGUUUAUUGACGACGGACGUUUUGUAAGCGGAAAAUAUGGUUUAUAUUAAAUAUAAGAGCAGCAAUAGUACUUCAAAGCUCCGAAUGUCAAUUCCGUACCCCUCAAUGGUAAAAAUGUGUCUCUUUUUUUAGCUUUCGUGCAUCGUAACUUUACAAAACUUUUUUUCCAGUAUUGUUGGGCUAAAACAUGAUAUAUGUGUCUCGGCAUUUCGUCUAAUUGGCCUUUUUUUCGCGAGAUACGUCGAUGAAUAUCGAUUCCACUUCCAGCACUAGUAGCAAAGGAGUACACUUUUUUAAGUGGUUCAAAAUAGGCUCAAACAACUGUUUAAACGAAGUUUUAUGAAUUGAAAAAAAAUUUGUUGAAUUUGGUGCCACCGAUCAAAAGUUAUGGGGAUUUUUUUUUAAUUAUAAACUUGCGGGAAAAAUCUACGAAAUCUCAUUUUCAGCCAUUUUUAUCGCUCCUCUUUUAACAGCUAUAACUUUUGAACGGAGAGACACUAGAUGGAACAAAAUACUUUUUCAAUCGAUAGGGUUUAAUCCUAACUUUUAUUUCAUUUGGAUUAGAAUGCUUCAACUAUACAAGCAGCUUAGCUACAUGCAUUAGAAGCAGAGAUAUUUUUUUCGAAAAUUGACUACAACUGACUUAUACAAAAUACCGUAUAUCUUUUGAACUAAAAACUUUGUAGUAGAAUCGGUUCAGAUAUUUUUUGUGACUGGUACUUGAGUUAGAACUACUACAAAAAUAAUUUGUUCAACCAACUUUUUUUUAACGAUUCUUUGAGGCAUUUUGAGCCACUUACGGCAGAAUCACCCAUAUCUAUAUACUUUCCAUCCAUGCGCAGAUCGUAUAGAAUGUAAUAAUUCACCGAG
Molecule: messenger RNA, 3648 nt
Organism: Copidosoma floridanum
Lineage: Eukaryota; Metazoa; Arthropoda; Insecta; Hymenoptera; Encyrtidae
Gene: slif
Product: cationic amino acid transporter slimfast
Biological process (GO): L-ornithine transmembrane transport; L-arginine import across plasma membrane
Cellular component (GO): plasma membrane
Molecular function (GO): L-lysine transmembrane transporter activity; L-arginine transmembrane transporter activity; L-ornithine transmembrane transporter activity
Source: RefSeq, a predicted model, not a curated record